ACCUUCCACGCCCCAUUAGCCGCGAUUGGGCCGGCACGAUUCGCGUCACGUGACACGCGAGCUCACGUGGCUACCCUGCCAGCCUCUAGCCCCUCUCUCCUCUUCCCUCCUCCCUUUCCUUUUGCCCAGUCUCCCCUUUAGAAUUAGCCGCGUUCCUUCUGCUGUCCCAGCCGCCGGAAAGUAGAGCGGGGGCGCUGCGGCAUUUUUACGACACCGUCGGCGGGUAGAUACCCUGUCCCUUUUCCUCCCCGGGAGCUACGGCCGAAGCGCAAUGUUCGGGGUUGGCGAUGAGGAUGAUGCCGACUUCCUCUCCCCUAGUGGCGGUGCUAAAUUGGCCUCUCUCUUCGGACUGGACCAGGUGGUUGUGGGCCAUGGAAAUGAAUUCUUCCAAUACACAGCUCCAAAGCAGCCUAAGAAAGGCCAGACCAUAACAGCAGCUGCAAAUCAGCCAGCACAUAAAAUUCCUUCCACUCCAGCCCCUGUCGGAGCCUCCACAGUCCUGGCUGCCACAGCGGUCCACGCUUACCGAUUCACAAAUGGUCAGUAUGUGAAGCAGGGAAAAUUUGGUGCUGCAGUCCUGGGGAACCAUGCUGCCAAAGAGUACAGGAUUCUCAUUUACAUAAGUCAACAACAGCCAAUCACCUCUGCCAGGAUUCAUGCAAAUUUUGAACUGACGGUACAGCCCAACAACUAUAGCACCUUUUAUGAUGACCAGAGACAAAAUUGGUCCAUGAUGUUUGAAUCAGAAAAGGCUGCAGUGGAUUUCAAUAAACAGAUAUGCAUUGCCAAAUGUAACAGCGUAUCCUCCUUGGAAGUUGUAAUGAUCCAGGAUCUUACUAUAGGAGAAGGUCCAGGUGUUGAAGUUGGUGAUUCUUUGGAAGUGGCCUAUACAGGCUGGCUCUUCCAGAAUCAUGGACUAGGCCAGGUAUUUGACUCUUCUGUUAACAAGGAUAAACUGCUUCGAUUAAAGCUGGGAUCAGGAAAAGUCAUUAAGGGUUGGGAGGAUGGAAUGCUCAGAAUGAGGAAAGGAGGGAAAAGGCUUCUCAUUAUUCCUCCAUCAUGUGCUUAUGGCUCUGAAGGUAUAAGUGGACAUAUCCCAUCAGACUCGACCCUGGUAUUUGAGGUGGAAGUCAGAAGGGUGAAAUUUGCCAAAGAUUCUGGCUCUGAUGGGCACAGCAUUAAUUCCCAUGAUUCUGCAACUCCUUCUCCAACACCUGGUGCUGAUAACUUUAGUGCUGAACCAGUAUUACUGCCACCCACUGCAGUGCCUUUUAAACCUGGAGAGCCAGCCGUUAGAUCCAAGUCGAACUCCAUCAGUGAGCAACUCGCAAAUCCUGAUGUGACCAAAGCUAAGCUGAUCUCCAGGAUGGCUAAAAUGGGACAGCCCAUGCUACCCAUUGUUCCUCCCCAUCUAGACUCCAGUGAUCCCGAGAUUGAGGAUCUGAAUGCCCUACGAGGGACAGGUCAGCACAUGAUGACUGCAUCCAUCCAUCCCUCUCCUGAGCCAGCCCACGCACCACCUCGGCCAAGGAUGUCACCAACACCUCAGCAAUCAAUGCCUGGGAUCCAAGCGCCCUCUGCUGCCUUAAUGCCAGUUGCAACUAUCCAGUCCCACUCAAAUCUGCCUGGAAAUACUCAGUCCUUUCAGCCCUAUGCAGGUCUGCAGGCCUGUGCCUAUCACCAGAAUGCUACCCCAGUCACUUCCCAACUACAACCUGUGGGACCCAUGUAUCCAGGACCACUUUCUCAGGCUCCACAUUUUCAAGGCUCAGCUGAUAUUGCUUCAUUUUUCAUGACUGAAGCUCGGCAGCACAAUACCGAAAUCCGAAUGGCAGUGAGCAAGGUGGCUGAUAAAAUGGACCAUCUUGCUGCCAAGGUGGAAGAAUUGCAGAAGCACAGUACUAGCAACUCUUUGCUCCUUCCUAGCUUAUCAGUUAGCAUGGAAACAAGUAUGAUUAUGAGCAAUAUUCAAAGGAUCCUUCAGGAAAAUGAAAAAUUGAAGCAGGAGGUCCUUGAGAAGAAAAAUCGGAUAGAAGAACAAAAUGACAAGAUUACUGAUCUGAUUGAACGCAGUCAGAGGUAUGUGGAGCAGAGUAACCUGCUGAUGGAGAAGAGGAAUAGCACCCUUCAAAUAGCCACUGAAAACACGCAGGCAAGAGUAUUGCAUGCUGAACAGGAGAAGCGCCUGAUGUCAGCAGCAGGAUUCGUUGAGGGGUGGGACCAAGGGCAGCCACCUGGACAUGGUGCUAAGGUCACAGAAGAAUUGGCAUCAGUGACUGCCCAGGUCUCCAAUCUGCAGCUGAAACUGACCGCUCAGCAGAAGAAGGAAACAGACCUUCAGAUGCAGCUGACAGAACACCUGAAGGAUGCAGAUCUCCGGGAGGCUCAGAUCAGCAAAUUGCAGGCACAGAUCACAGAACUCCAAGAAACAUCAGAGCAAGCUCAGUCCAAAUUUAAACUUGAAAAGCAAAGCCGCAAGCAAUUGGAACUGAAGUUGGCAACAUUAGAGGAGGAACUGACUGACCUUCAGGCUGAGAAAGAAUCUCUGGAAAAGACCCUCUCAGAGAGGAAAAAGAAGUCUGCCCAAGAGCGGAGCCAGGCUGAGGAAGAGAUUGGUGAAAUUCGCAAAUCACACCAGGAAGAAUUAGAAAAACUUCGACAGCUCCUGAAACAGGCUCAAGUAUCUACAGAUCAAACAGCUGCUGAACAGGUGUCUCUAAUGCAAGCUGAGCUGAAAUCCCAGUGGGAAGCCAAGUGUGAGCGCUUGUUGGCUUCUGCCAAGAAUGAACAUCUCCAACAGUACCAAGAAGUGUGUGAACAGAGAAAUGCUACUCAGCAGAAACUCACUCACCUGGAAGAAAAGCUCUCUGCGCUGGAGCAGUCUCAAGGUGUAGAGGAGAAGAAGCUUUCUGAAUAUCAAGAGCUGGCAGAACAGAUGCAAAAGAAGUGUGUAGCCCUCCAAUCCAAAAUUGAUACCCUAACAGUCCACUAUGAGCAGCGGAUUCAGGAGCUAGAGAAACAGAAAACACAAGAAAUGGAAUGUGGAUCGGAAGCACCAGACACUUCAGAGAAGGUAAAGAAGAUCAUGAACCGAGUGUUCCAGUCCCUAAGGGGAGAAUUUGAGUUGGAAGAAUCCUACGAUGGUAGGACCAUUCUGAGCACUGUCAUGAAUACAAUCAAGCUGGAGACGCUUCUUCUGUUGGUUCCCCAGGAGCCAGAACAGGACAGCAGCAGUGAGGAGGAAGAAGAGCAGCCCCAGAAGCCAUCUCAGGAGCCCUCAGCCCCAACCGUUCCAACUCCAGCUCUUAGAACUCUGGAUCAGGAGGAGUUUAAGCGCACAGCUAAACCAAUGGAGCCAGAAGACAAGCCAGAGAGUCCGCUGACUAAAGCCUUUGAGACACAGAAUGGGAUGGAAAAAAGAAAGGAAAGGUACCUCGGGGAUGGGAUUUCAGAGGCAGAGAAAAGUCUGGAAGUGCCUGAUGAAACUCUCCCACAAGGGUCAGCUGGAGUCACAGGCCACGGUAUUCCAGGGCCCCCAACUUCAAUUCCACCCAUGCCACCAGUUCUGGAAGGUGCCGGAGUCUGGGAACCUGAGGAUGAAGAAGCAUAUGUAGAUAAUCAGAUGAAACAUCAUAAAAGCAGCAUGUCAGAAGAGAUUUGUGUUGGGUUCGCGGAGCCAGGUACUCAGAGACAGGAGAGUGAACAAACUUGGAAGCCAAGAACCUGUCAGGCUGUAAGCCACAAGGAAGAGGACCCACUGUCAGUGGAGCUUGGACAUUCAAGGGGAGACCUUGAACCUCCCCUGAAACAUGAAGAGAAGGAUCGCCCCGAUGUCAUGACCAGAACCACCAAGGAGCAGUUAGACACAGAUGUAAAUAUUGCAGAGCCAGCAGCUGCCCCCAAACCUAGCCAUGGGCACCAGAACAUCAGUUUCACAGAUGGUGAUGAAGAUGGCUUAUUUAAAGGGGCAACGUUGAAAGCAUCAAAGCCAGUUCCAGUGCCUGAGGAUGAGGAUGAAGAUGAAGUGAGCAUGAAGGGACGCCCACCCCCAGCACCCCUUUUCGGGGAUGAUGACGAUGAUGAUGACCUUGAUUGGCUGGGAUGAAGACUUGGAAGACAGUACAGAGGUCUUUCAGCCUGCGCUACUCUGCCUUUCUCUUUCUGAGCACUUUUUUGCACAGCUGGCCCUGGUUCUGGGUGGGCAACGGGGUAAGGUCCAGAAUUUCUUAGCCCUCUCUGGGGCUGAAGUUUCUGGCCCGUCCCAGUAAGCAUUGGGACAGCAUCAUUCCAUCUAGGGGCAUGCCCCUGGUGUCUGGUGCUGCUGGUGUGGAAAACAGCCUUUGGCAUUUUCCAGUCCACACACAUCUUUGCUCUGAUCUCCAGCAGCUCCUUUGGGAUAGUCCUGUGACAACUUCUUCAACUAGGAGAUGCUAAUAUAGCUCCUAGUUCUUUUUCUUUUUCCCUGAGCAGAGACCCUACAGAGUAUCUACUGAAAACCAGAUUCUGAGCUCUGUAACAGAAAAGCAUUUCCCAGUGACAACCCUCUGCCCCACAACCCUCUGCACUGAUCAUUUGCUGUUGAAAAGGAGCAUGGUUUUGCCCUUGGAAUUGUCUCACCAAAAGUGCUGCUGCUGCCACCCAUUGGGAUCAUUGGACUCUGGCCUCCUGCUGUCACACAGCUUUAGUGAGUUUGUCCUCUCUGUGAGGCCAGAGCCUCUGUGGGCAGGCACUGUGUAUAGCAGUGCCUGGUGGUGUGCAGGAGGGCCAACAGGGAAGAGAAGAGUUGGAACCUCAAAAGAAUUGCUUUUCCUGUGUGGGAGGACCUUUGAUUGCCUCUCUUUCCCAGCCCUAAAACCAGCCAUUGUCAGUCAGCUUGUCCCUGUCCUUGCUUUGUUAACAUGCUCUGUUAAACUCACUGCUGUGUUACUAAGCCUCCUCCUUGCUAAUUCUAAAAUGGAGCCAAAUAGGAUCUUGGCCUAUUUGAUCCAGUGAGCCUCACCAUACUAAUCUGUGACCUUGAGACCUCCUACUGACAACACGUAGGUAAUUGCCCCAUAGUGAUCCCCCCUACCCCCAGGAAAAUCCUCUAUCCAGUGCAAUGGACUUCAUCUAGAAGUUCAGUCCUAGGUUCUCAAAUAUGUCUUUUUCUCUGCCUUAAGUCUGAUAUCUUCUAUUAAUGAAUAUUCAAGAUUAACAAACAUAAAAUAAAAGUCAGCAAUGGAACUCAAUCUUUAAAUGCUCUGGGAUGAAAUCAAUUUUGGUUCUAAAAGUUUUACCUGAGAAGUAUGCACUGUUUUCUGAAGGAAUUAAGUGCUGGGAGUUAGAAGUGGUCAGGAACCAAUUCUUACAUUCUUUGCAAAUCAGUUAAUUUUAAACUGGUUAUGUUUGUUUUUCUUUUUUCCUUUGGGAUUUCCAUGAGGUUACUCAGUUUUGUAUUUUUAGGACAACUCACAUCCCAGUAUAUUGUUCCUGGUUCUCUCUUGGGAUUCAGAGAAAAGGGAGAAUUUCCAUUUCUCCUGAGUCUGUGGGCCUUACUGUGCAGUGCCUUGCAUAUUGUAGGAAAUUAAUAAAUGCUUGACUGUUGAUUGAAUAAAUGAAGCCAAGAGCAUCUUGGCAUCUGGGGCUCCUGACCUGAUAUGUGCAAAAAUAUGUUAAGUGCUCAUUGCCUGUUGCAAAAAGUAAAUGAUGGAAUCAUAUUUCACUGAAUUUUAGCCCAUAGGCCAUCUACCAUAACCUUCCUUCUCCAGUGCAAACUUAUUCCAGUGAGCCCUACAGUGACUGCAGAAGGGAAGGUAUAGCUAGAGGGUCCCAGUAGCUCCCUGCUUGGUUGUUGCAUCUCCUGGACCAGCUUGAGUUCAGCUUGAGCUUCAAGUGGUCUGGACAGAGCCAGAAGCUAGAGGUGACAAUAGAUAGACAACUUGUUUCUAGAUUAAGAUAUCUUCCAUGGACCGUGCAAUCAGCAUGGACCCAGUUACAGGGCUUUAAAAAGAAUUUUAAUGAAAAUGAAAACUGAUUUCAGUGCUUCCCCAAAGCUGCUACUGUUCUUGUAACAACUGUGCUUUUUUUUUUUUUUUUUU
This is a messenger RNA of Dromiciops gliroides (monito del monte), 6077 nucleotides long. It is a transcript of the gene FKBP15, whose product is annotated as FKBP prolyl isomerase family member 15. Gene Ontology annotation, cellular component: growth cone. Gene Ontology annotation, molecular function: peptidyl-prolyl cis-trans isomerase activity. The transcript is spliced from 30 exons. Bases 272 to 4105 code for a protein of 1277 amino acids. The record is from RefSeq and is a predicted model, not a curated record. NCBI's taxonomy places the organism in Eukaryota, Metazoa, Chordata, Mammalia, Microbiotheria, Microbiotheriidae.